Molecule: messenger RNA, 1060 nt
Organism: Aureobasidium subglaciale EXF-2481
Lineage: Eukaryota; Fungi; Ascomycota; Dothideomycetes; Dothideales; Saccotheciaceae
Exons: 1
Coding region: 306-890 (194 amino acids)
Source: RefSeq, a predicted model, not a curated record
GCGAAGGCUACUAGGAAAACCUCGGCAUGUCUCUGUGAACUAUUGCGUUCUACUGCGAGCGACUGUUGCCAUUGGGCACGGUGUUUUUAAGAUCAUCGCAGGCCUGUGUACGCUAGACAACCGAGAAGAUAAAAUCUUCCACUCAAUGUGACCUUCCACAUCUGUCUACUCUGUGGUCGAUGACAGCCAAGUAACGGUGUGCUCAAUCACAUACUACCUUCCAUUCUUGUUUGUCUGCUUCUUUGCACCUCUCCUCUAGAUUCCAAGGUGAAACCGAUACCCACACCUCGACUCACAUUGUAUUCAUGGCAGUGCGAGCAGUGAUCGUUUCUCUCAUCUGCUUCGUCUCUCUCCUCCUCAUUACGCACUCCUUUGAUACAUGCACAAGCUACUACAAUAUGACAACAUCAUCUUUCCACGAGCAAGGCUCGACUCAACAUCUCAAGCUCCGAAUCUCGUCAGAUUCGCCAUCGGCCCUCAAGGUUACUCUCGAGAACAAACAUCCAGAUCAAACCUUUACUCUACUCACCUGGAAUACACCUCUGGACACACAGGCUUUGAACAUCGGUGCUGUUACCCUUGAGGAGGUCAAGACUGGAGAGGCAGUGUCAGGACCGAACAUGAAGAUCAACAGAAUGAUGCCUCCUCCUCGCGACGCAUUGGUGGAAGUCCGUCCUCAGUCUUCUAUUACCAGAGAAGUCAAACUCGAUUUCCCAUGGAUUCCAAAGGAUGGAAAGAGCUACCGUGCUCUGACUCCAGGACCUUGGAAGGCUGUGUGGGCCAAGUCAGCGGCUGAGGUCAUGGACAAGGAGAUUGAGGAAAUGACUGGCGACAGCCAUCUGAGCAAGGAUAUCCACAGCGAGAGUGCUGAGAUACAGCUCAAGGUUUGAACGCUAUCGUACGAUUGAUAUGCAGAAAAGAUGAUGAAAAUAAGCCGGUGCUGGUAUCAGAAUAGACUAGAUUAUGUACUUGAUGAUGACAUGAAGUGUGUUCACACGAUGUUCCUAGAGUUGUCCACCGAUUCUUGGCUCGUAUCCUGUAACGACAGCUCAUCUGGUAC